AUGGCCGAUCUACCAUUUCAGUGGGACGAUGGCAAUUUUAUCUCCCCUUUUGUGGCUGCCAGCGAGGCGGACAUGGAGGCAUUCGCGGAGUGGCUCACUGCGUGCUACCUCAGCUCGAUUGUACAUAAUUCCACCACUUCUUCUCGUAACCGCGCCGAUCAGCUCUGUGCCGUCCCCUGGCCAUAUGAAAUGCGGCUUACAGACCUCGGGUGUGGUGACGCCACAGCGGUGCUUUCUUUGGCUCAGCACCUCCGCAAAGACUGGUGCGAUCUGCAAAGCACCACUGACGAUGCUCCGCCGCCGGACCACGCGGUCCCGUUGCACAUCAUCGUGACAGGCAUUGAUCUGGAUGAUGCACUUCUGGAUACUGCAGCGGCGAAUGCGUCUGUCUUCUCUGUCACAGUCGCCUCGCCGUCGUCGUUGCCGGUGUCGAUAGAGACACACAUUCUUUCUCAGGACCUCCGCACUAUAGAUGUGGAUGUGCACUUUCCCCGCUGUGUGCAGGGCGGCGCCGACUCUUUCUACCCCUCAACACGCCCUCCCUACGUGCUCUACAUGUACCUCCUGCCCGACGCACUCGCUCUGCUGCGGGAGAAGCUGGUAGACAUCCUGGAGCGUGGUUGGGUUGUUGCAUCGAACCGCUGGCCCAUCCCAGGGCUCGAAGCCUCCCUGCAGGCUUGUGCUGGGCACGUGCACAUUUACUCCCGCACGGCACCAUAG
Molecule: messenger RNA, 720 nt
Organism: Leishmania braziliensis MHOM/BR/75/M2904
Lineage: Eukaryota; Euglenozoa; Kinetoplastea; Trypanosomatida; Trypanosomatidae
Exons: 1
Coding region: 1-720 (239 amino acids)
Biological process (GO): peptidyl-lysine trimethylation; positive regulation of proton-transporting ATP synthase activity, rotational mechanism; regulation of mitochondrial ATP synthesis coupled proton transport
Cellular component (GO): mitochondrion
Molecular function (GO): protein-lysine N-methyltransferase activity
Source: RefSeq, a predicted model, not a curated record